Molecule: messenger RNA, 2310 nt
Organism: Oryzias melastigma (Indian medaka)
Lineage: Eukaryota; Metazoa; Chordata; Actinopteri; Beloniformes; Adrianichthyidae
Product: protein NLRC3
Exons: 5
Coding region: 1-2310 (769 amino acids)
Source: RefSeq, a predicted model, not a curated record
AUGAAGCCGGGAGCUUUCCGGCUGAAGCAGAGCGGGAUUGUGGCUUUCCCAGGAUUCCUUGCUGGAAGAAGUGUCCAGGAAAAUGAACGCUGGGAUGAGCAAACAAAGAGUGUCCACAGAGAGAAGAGGAGUGGACCCCAGUCUGCAGAAAGACCCAGAGCUGCAGAUUUUGGUCUGCGGGAGAUUUUUGGAGAACAUCAGAUCAGUCUGAGGAGCAGAAGUGAACAUGUGGCUGAAGGAACUGAAGAAGCAGGAAGGGAAACGCUCCUCAACGAGGUCUACACUGAGCUCUACAUCACAGAGGAACUGAGACCAGAGACUAACACCCAACAUGAGGUGAUGCAGCUGGAGACAACCAUCAAGACCAACAAGCUCCAUGACACUGCAAUCAAGAACCCAGACAUCUUCAAAGUCUCCCCUGACCAACACAGAUCCAUCAGAGUGGUUCUGACCAGCGGAGCUGCUGGAGCUGGAAAAAGCUUCUCAGUGCAGAAGUUCACUCUGGACUGGGCCGAGGGUUUGGAGAACCAAGACAUCAGUGCUGUGGUUCCUCUUUCCUUCAGGGAGAUGAACUUGAUCAGAGAUGAGCAGCACAGUCUUCUCACUCUGAUCCAGCUUUUCCAUCCAACACUCCAGAAGAUCCCAGCAGAACAGCUGUCUGUCUACAAACUUCUGUUCAUCUUUGAUGGUCUGGAUGAAAGCAGACUUUCUCUGGACUUCAACAACAGUCAGGUGGUGUCUGAUGUCACUCAGAAGUCCUCAGUCAACGUGCUGCUCACUAACCUCAUCCAGGGACGUCUGCUUCCCUCAGCUCUAGUCUGGAUCACUUCCAGACCUGCAGCAGCCAAUCAGAUCCCUUCUUCAUGUGUGGACAGACUGACAGAAGUACGAGGCUUCAAUGAUGCUCAGAAGGAGGAGUACUUCAGGAGGAGAUUCCCAGAUGAAGAGCUGUCCUGUAGAAUCAUCUCCCACAUCAAGAGCUCCAUGUCCCUCUACAUCAUGUGUGAAGUUCCAGUCUUCUGCUGGAUCACUGCUGUGGUUCUGGAGAACAUGCUGACCACAGAGCAGAUAGGAAAACUGCCCACCACCCUGACUGACAUGUACUCACACUUUCUGAUGGUCCAGACAAAGAGGAAGAAGAACAAGUACCAGCAGGAACAUCAGACAAGUCCACAAGAGCUGACAGAGACUGACAGGGAAGUUCUUCUGAAGCUGGGGAGGCUGGCAUUUGAACAUCUGGAGAAAGGAUACAUCAUGUUCUACCAAGAAGACCUGCAGCAGUGUGGUCUGGAUGUCACAGAGGCCUCAGUGUACUCUGGAGUUUGUACUGAGAUCUUCAGAAGGGAGUGUGAGAUCUUCCAGAAACCAGUCUACAGCUUUGUUCAUCUGAGUGUUCAGGAGUUUCUGGCUGCAGUCUACGUGUUCCACUGUUACUCCAACAGGAAGGUCAAGGUCAUUAAGGACUUCCUGAAGUACAACAUGGAGAACACAUCCCUGGAUAAGUUUCUGAGUAGAGUCAUGAAGGAAUCCCUGCAGAGUCAAACUGGACACCUGGACCUGCUUGUUCGCUUCCUUCAUGGUCUCUCUGUGGAGUCCAACCAGAGACUCUUAGGAGGUCUGCUGGGUGAGACAGAGAAGAAUCCAGGAACCAUCCCGAGAGCCAUCAACAACCUGAAGGAGAUCAACAUCAGAGGAAUCUCUCCUGACAGAAGCAUCAACAUCUAUCACUGUCUGCUGGAGAUGAAGGAUCUAUCAGUUCAUCAGGAGAUCCAAGAGUUCCUGAGGUCAGAGAACAAACCAAAGAAUAAACUCUCAGAGAUCCACUGCUCAGCUCUGGGCUACACUCUGCAGAUGUCAGAGGAGGUUCUGGAUCAGCUGGACCUGGACCAGUACAACACAUCACCUGAGGGUAAACGGAGACUCAUCCCAGCUAUGAGGAACUGCAGAAAGUUGAUAAUUGACACGGAACGCUCGCGGCUUGGGCACAAAAUAGAGCAGAUGCCUGAAACGACUCGCUACACUGCGCGGGCCCUCCAUGGAGGUCUGCGCCGCUCCGUGCCUGGUGUGAACAACGCCAUACAUAAACAUGGCGCCGGACAGAGGCGGCCUCCAUUCCACUGCAUCCAGUGUGAACCCGGCAUGAGGCUGAAACUUUUGGGGGAGCAGAGAAGCUGUAACACAACUCUGAAGUCCAACCCGUCCCACCUGACAGAACUGGACCUGUGCAGGAGUGGCAUCCAGGAUUCAUCCAUGGAGGUUCUGUGUUCUGGGCUGGAGAGUCCAAACUGCAGACUGCAGGCUCUGAGGUGA